GGGGCUUUCCCUUGGAAGGGGAGUAUCGGUUAACCCUUGAGCGGCGGGGCGGGCUGGAGCUCCGCGGGCCGGAACCUGAGAGUCGGGGCUACCCAGCCACACCCCUCACGGGAUUUAAAGGGAUAGAAGGGGCCGGAUCGGCCGAAACCCGAACCGAAGGAGCGGGCAUGAGGCGCUGCCCGUGCCGCGGGAGCCUGAGCGAGGCGGAGGCCGGGGCGCUGCCCGCAGCGGCCCGCAUGGGACUGGAGGCGCCGCGAGGAGGGCGGCGGCGGCAGCCGGGACAGCCGCGACCUGGGCCCGGCUCAGGGGCCCCGGCGGCGCGGCCGGAGGGGGGCGGGCCCUGGGCCCGGACGGAGGGGCCCAGCCUCGGUCCUACUCCGGGGACCGAUAGUCCACAGACAGAAUUCUGGACAGACGGACAGAGUGAGCCCGCGGCAGCUGUCCUUGGAGUAGAGACCGACAGGCCCAACCAAAAGACGGAGCCAGACAGGUCCAGCCUCCAGACGCAUCCAGAAAGGAGCUGGUCAGAGCUGGAGACGACCUGUCCUUGGACGGAGACCGGGACAGAUGGCCUUUGGACGGAUCCGCACAGGUCCGACCUCCAGUCUCAGCCCGAGAAGGCCAGCCCCUGGACACAGCCAGGGGUUGAUGGGCCCUGGACAGAGCUGGAAACACAUGGGUCACAGACUCAGCCAGAGAGGGUCAAGUCCUGGGCUGAUAACCUUUGGACCCACCAGACCAGUUCCAACCUCCAGACUCACCCAGAAGGAGCCUGUCCCUCAACAGAGCCAAGUGCUGAUGGCUCCUGGAAAGAACUGUACAAUGAUGGCUCCUGGACACAACGGAAUAUUGAAGGUCCCUGGACAGAGCCAUGCACUGAUGGCUCCCAGAAAAAACAGGAUACUGAAACAGCCAGGAAACAGCCUGGCACUGGUGGUUUCCAAACACAACAGGAUACUGAUGGCUCCUGGACACAGCCUGGCACUGAUGGUUCCCAGACAGCACCUGGGACAGACUGCCUGUUGGGAGAGCCUGAGGAUGGCCCAUUAGAGGAACCAGAACCUGGGGAAUUGGUGACUCACUUGUACUCUCACCUGAAGUGUAGCCCCCUGUGCCCUGUGCCCCGCCUCAUCAUCACCCCUGAGACCCCUGAGCCUGAGGCCCAGCCAGUGGGACCCCCCUCCCGGGUUGUUGGGGGCAGUGGCGGAUUCUCCUCUGCCUCCUCUUUCGACGAGUCUGAGGAUGACGUGGUGGCCGGGGGCGGAGGUGCCAGCGAUCCCGAGGACAGGUCUGGGAGCAAACCCUGGAAGAAGCUGAAGACAGUUCUGAAGUAUUCGCCCUUCGUGGUCUCCUUCCGAAAACACUACCCUUGGGUCCAGCUUUCCGGACAUGCUGGUAACUUCCAGGCAGGAGAGGAUGGUCGGAUUCUGAAACGUUUCUGUCAAUGUGAGCAGCGCAGCCUGGAACAGCUGAUGAAAGACCCGCUGCAGCCUUUCGUGCCUGCCUACUAUGGCGUGGUGCUGCAGGAUGGCCAGACCUUCAACCAGAUGGAAGACCUCCUGGCCGACUUCGAGGGCCCCUCCAUUAUGGACUGCAAGAUGGGCAGCAGGACCUACCUGGAAGAGGAGCUGGUGAAGGCACGGGAGCGUCCCCGUCCCCGGAAGGACAUGUAUGAGAAGAUGGUAGCUGUGGACCCUGGGGCCCCUACCCCUGAGGAGCAUGCCCAGGGUGCGGUCACCAAGCCCCGCUACAUGCAGUGGAGGGAAACCGUGAGCUCCACCUCCACCCUGGGCUUCCGGAUCGAGGGCAUUAAGAAAGCAGAUGGGACCUGCAACACCAACUUCAAGAAGACACAGGCACUGGAGCAGGUGACGAAGGUGCUGGAGGACUUCGUGGAUGGAGACCACGUAAUCCUGCAAAAGUACGUGGCACGCCUAGAAGAACUUCGUGAAGCUCUGGAGAUCUCCCCCUUCUUCAAAACCCACGAGGUGGUGGGCAGUUCCCUCCUCUUCGUGCAUGACCACACCGGCCUGGCCAAGGUCUGGAUGAUCGACUUCGGCAAGACGGUGGCCUUGCCUGACCACCAGACACUCACCCACAGGCUGCCCUGGGCUGAGGGCAACCGUGAGGAUGGCUACCUCUGGGGCCUGGACAACAUGAUCCACCUCCUGCAGGGGCUGGCACAGAGCUGAGCUGCUCCGCCACCGCCAGGUUUACUAAUUGGAUGGCACCAGUCUGGCUGGAGGAGUCCCGAGAUGCCAUGGGGGGCCUGAGGUUGGCCAGGGACGGGAGAGGUUGUCAUGUGCCACAUGAGACUAAUGUGGAAGGGUCUGAGGGGCCUUGGGAGACCAGGGAGCACCUGGCCCAUCAUGAUGCAGGGGCUGUGGGGACCUGGAAGGAACAUGAUGAGGCAGUGAGUCAGAAAAACUAGAACGGGGUCCUCUGAUCUGCCGGGAAAGUUUCUGAGGGGCUGCCAGAGGCCACAGCAAAAGCAUGCUGCCCUGAGAGCACUCAGUUCAGAUGUCAGAGGGACAGCGUGACGGGGGCCUAAGGCUACAUGAAUCACCUAUGAUCGGCCUCCCUGUCAGCCUCCAGGCUGCCGGUUAGCUGAGGCCGGGGACUGGGUCAAGCAUCAUUGGUGAACGGAACGAGGCACCACUGGACCAUUUGGGGAAAGUGACAGUCCUGUGCCUUCACUGGGGAUCCAUUUGAGUGCUGAGCAACAAAAGGCCCAGAGGGCAUUAUCUUAUGGGACUGGACGCAGCCUGAGGGCUGAGACCUCUGGGCGGGCACAGUUCACUGAGGUCCUGCCCUGCCAUGGCCCUGUGGGAUUCUCCGUGUUCCUCAGAGGACUCUGCUGACCUCCUGCAGACCCAAACCACAGCCACAUACCAGCUACCGUGCCAGCACUGCGCCAGCAGAAACUUGCUCCUCUGCACAUCGGAUCCGGCCUCAGGCUUCUCUCUCCUUUCUCAGCCAACAGCAGUGGCAGAAAAGAGGUUGGGAGGCAGGGAAAGCAGGCUUCCCCCUGCCUCUCAGAGCUGCUGCGCUCAGGACCCCAUCCAAUCCCAGGCCCCUGCAGGGAAAAGCACAGGGUAUGUGUCAGAGGCCAGGGUGGGUGGGGCUGCCGGCCACAACCCUGGCCUGCAGCCUGGUCCAAACCAAAGACUGUAGAACCCUGGGGUGUGGCUAACAGCCCCUCCAUCCCCCUCCUGCAGCACCCACAGCUAGGUCUUCCUGGCCCACGAGGCUGGGCUGGCGGACAGGUACCUACCUCUUCCCUAAGCUGAAGCUCCCACACUGUCUUCCAGGGCCGAGGGGACGCUCUCCUUUUCUACUGACCAUCCUGAUACUUAUUUAUAUGAGGCAGUUGCUGGA
Molecule: messenger RNA, 3378 nt
Organism: Sapajus apella (tufted capuchin)
Lineage: Eukaryota; Metazoa; Chordata; Mammalia; Primates; Cebidae
Gene: ITPKC
Product: inositol-trisphosphate 3-kinase C
Exons: 7
Coding region: 168-2192 (674 amino acids)
Biological process (GO): inositol phosphate biosynthetic process
Cellular component (GO): nucleus; cytoplasm
Molecular function (GO): inositol-1,4,5-trisphosphate 3-kinase activity; inositol tetrakisphosphate kinase activity
Source: RefSeq, a predicted model, not a curated record